Messenger RNA from Pedinophyceae sp. YPF-701, 984 nucleotides. Lineage: Eukaryota; Viridiplantae; Chlorophyta; Pedinophyceae. The record is from the annotation of a GenBank genome assembly.
AUGAGGCCGUACCUGCUCAAAGGGCACGAGCGCCCGCUGACAUACGUCAAGUAUAACCACGAUGGGGACCUGUUAUUUUCGAUGGCGAAGGACAAGAAGCCGACGGUGUGGUGGGCGGACGACGGGCAGCGGCUCGGCACCUUUGUGGGGGUGAAUGGCGCGACGUACAUGUGCGACGUCACCCGGGACAGCCGGGUGCUCAUCACGGCCUCCGGUGACUCCACCGUGCGGCUCUGGAGCGUCUACGACGGCCAGGAGCUCUUCAAGUUCGCGUUCAACGAGCCCUGCCGCGCGUGCAGCUUUGCCACGGGCGACCGGCUGGCAGUGUCGACGACCGACAUGUUCCUGGGCUCCGCGCCGGCGAUCCACGUCCUGAAGAUCGCGGAGGACCCGCUCGACCAGGGGCAGCACUCGACGCCCGUGCGGUCGAUCCUGAUGGACGACGCCGGGCGCAUCACGCGCGCGUUCUUCACGCCGCUGAACGACCAGAUCGUCACGUCGCACGAGGACGGCACGCUGCGCCGCUUUGACGUCGAGACGGGCAAGUGCCUCCAGGAGGAGAAGGUGCACGAGAAGAUCAUCAACGACCUCUCGCUGUCGCAGGACAAGACGCACGCGGUGACGGCGUCCUCGGACCGCACGUCGCACCUCGUCGACGUCGACACGUUUCAGAUCAUGAAGACAUACAAGCCCGAGCGGCCGGUGCUGACCGCGACGAUGUCGCCGAAGUUCGACCACAUCGCGCUGGGCGGCGGGCAGGACGCGGCGUCGGUGACGAUGACGGCGGCGGCGGCGGGGAAGUUCGAGGCCAUGUUUUACCACAAGCACUACACCGAGGAGUUCGGGCGCGUGCGGGGGCACUUCGGGCCGCUGAACGCGCUGGCGUUCGCGCCGGACGGCAAGGGGUUCGCGACGGGCGGGGAGGACGGGUACGUGCGGUUGCACCACUUCGACAGCAACUACUUGGAUGUGCGCUUCUUCUAG